AAAAUAGCAAUAGUAUGUUUACCACCUGCUUAAGUGUCCUUAUGUUUUUUUGUGCAUACUGAUAAUACCCUUUCUUUCUUUUUUUUGCAAUCUAGCUUUUCUUGCAGAGCCAGACAAGUGGCAUGGAGUCUGGGUGGGUGGAUCUUUUGAGACACCUACGUGGUUGUUUUGUUCUGAUACUAUUUAGGGAUCCCACAUUUCUCGUGGGCACCGGCAGCGUGUCUCUCCUCCUUUCUUUUUUUUUUCUUCUUUUUUUUUGUGUGUGUGUGAUAUGAUUCAGAGGCUGUAUCUGUUCUUGUCCUCCCUCCGGUACAGUCAGAGGCAGAGGCAGUCAGAAGCUUGUCUUGCUCGUCAGAUCGCUGGCUGCGCAGAGAGGGCCCGGCAGUGUCGGAAUAGGAUCGCUGUGUGUUGUCAUCGCACUGAUGUCAUUUAGAGCUCCAGUAUGUCUAAGCGGCGCUCGUCGGAGAGGGGGGCUGGAGAGACAUCAGGCAGGGCCAGCAAGCUGCAAUGUCCUGGGAUAUCCGGCAACAACGCCAAGAGGGCCGGGCCCUUCAUCCUUGGGCCUCGCCUGGGCAACUCACCAGUGCCCAGCAUAGUGCAGUGCCUGGCCAGAAAGGACGGCACCGAUGACUUCUAUCAGCUCAAAAUCCUGACGCUGGAGGAGCGAGUGGACUCUGCAGGGGAGACUCAGGAGGAGAGGCAGGGGAAGAUGCUGCUGCACACAGAGUACUCCCUCCUUUCUCUGCUGCACAACCAGGACGGGGUGGUCCACCACCAUGGCCUCUUUCAGGAUCGAGCCUAUGAAAUAGUGGAGGACAUGGAGGCCAACAAAGUGCGCAAGAUGAAGAAGCGGAUCUGCCUCGUGCUGGACUGCCUGUGUGCUCACGACUUCAGCGACAAGACAGCCGAUCUAAUAAACCUCCAGCAUUACGUCAUAAAGGAGAAGCGACUGAGCGAGCGGGAGGCCAUCGUCAUCUUCUACGAUGUGGUGCGCGUGGUGGAGGCCCUUCAUAAGAAAAACAUUGUGCACAGAGACCUCAAGCUGGGAAACAUGGUGCUGAACAAACGGACUCACCGAAUCACCAUCACCAACUUCUGCCUGGGAAAGCACCUGGUGAGCGAGGAUGACCUGCUGAAAGACCAGAGAGGAAGUCCGGCCUACAUCAGCCCUGAUGUAUUAAGUGGUCGGCCUUACCGUGGUAAACCCAGUGACAUGUGGGCUCUUGGCGUGGUCCUGUUCACCAUGCUUUAUGGCCAGUUUCCCUUUUAUGACAGCAUACCUCAAGAGCUCUUCCGCAAGAUCAAGGCUGCUGAGUACUCCAUCCCAGAGGACGGCCGUGUGUCUGAGAACACAGUGUGCCUAAUCCGAAAGCUGCUGGUGCUGGACCCUCAGCAGAGGCUUACUGCAGGAGAGGUACUGGAGUCUCUCAGUGUCAUCAUUGCCUCAUGGCAGUCUGUUUCAUCGCUGAGUGGGCCCCUGCAGGUAGUGCCGGAUAUUGACGACCAGGUCAAUCACCCAGAACAUCUGCAAGAGGCCAAGGCGAUAGAAGAGUCUUCACAGUACGAGUUCGAGAACUACAUGCGCCAGCAGCUGCUGUUGGCAGAAGAGAAAAACACUAUCCACGAGACCAAGAGCUUUCUCACCAAGCGCCAGUUUGGCAGCAUCCCACCUGUAAGGCGCCUGGGCCACGAUGCCCAGCCCGUCAGCCCUCUAGAUGCUGCCAUCCUGGCACAACGUUUCCUCCGGAAGUAGUUCCCCCAACCACCCAUCUCAGCCUCUCUGACCUCCCCAGGGACUGCAGAGUCCAGUGGAGUCCAGAGAGGACUGGGGGAGGAUAAACCCUAAAACUGACCUCCAUACAGGAGGCCCAGCCCGAACCAGGGUACAGAGGGCCCCAUUCGUAGGUGGGCUUUGGGCAAGCUUGCUGGAGCCUGUGUGAGGAAAAGGGCACCUGAACAAACUGCCAAUGUAGAACUUUACUCCUCAUGUCUGGAUUCUCUAGUGAUGCAUGGAAAGCCCAGGAGGAAGAUCUGAACCAAAGGUUCCUUGCCCUCAGAUCUCACUGUGCAACCGACCUGAUGGCACAGUCACACGUGGGGCUGACACAAGGCUCUGCCUGGAGUGUUGAAGAGACAAUUAACCCCAUACUCGUCCUCCUCCUCUUGAAAUCUCCCUACUGUAACACUUUCCCCAUCAACUCUGGAUCCCCUGAGCAAUACAGGACCAGAAUCAUGUAGCAACCCCUUCUCUUCCUAGUGGUUAAUGGUAUUGCCUCAAGUCAGAUCAGCUGAUCACAGAUGUCACUUCUCUAUACCUCCAUUCCACCCUCCUCCUCCUCCUCACUCCUUCCUCUUCCUCUGUACUGUUCUCCUGUAUCAACAAUGAUCCUGACUGGUCCUGUCUGUUGACUUCAAAUCAAUCUACCUCUCUGUCUCUCUUCUCUGUUGGUAAACCAUGCUCACUGUUCUGAGACAAGGGAUUGUAACGAUGGAGUCUUGAUGCCACCAGUGACAUAAAGCAUUAAUGUUUUCUGUCAGAGUGAUAAUGCUUUGAAACCUCUUCAUUGGUUUCUAAAAAAUCUGAAUAAGCUUUUUAUCAUAUUUACCUUAAUAAGUAGCAUUUUAUCCCUACCUUUUUUUUCAAUUGAAGAUACUGAAUAUCAAAGUAUGUGUACGUGCAUCCUUUUGAUAUUCGCAGAAUGCAUUGUCCUCCUGCUUUUUGCUCAUCCCUGUGGAAAUCUAUUUUUAGCAUCUAGGCAGCUAGUGUGAGAUACCUGGAAGUCCCAAUGCCAAGAACUGAAUGGGGCAAAAACUGUUGGAUCCUCCCUGCCAAGGCAUAUUGAUGGUAACGCUUCCUCAGUGCCAUUAUAGUGAAGAUCAGGCAUGUUUCUAUUGCCAAAAAUCAUGUCUUAAAAUUACUCUUAGCCAAGGAAACUGGUACCCAUGGCCUCAUUCAGAAUCAAAAGGCUUCCAGGUAUUUCAACUUCCCUGUUUCUCUUUAUCAAGACAGAUCAUGGGACAAUAUAUCUUUUUUUUUUUUUCAGUAUGAAUGUGAACUGUCAUUCUACGCUUUGAUAUGUCUGCAGUAUCCAUGAGUGUGUACGUACGUGCGUGUGUGUGUUUCGGGCCAGGCAAAAUCAGUCUGCAGAGCUGUCGAGCUGUUAACCUCUGACAGUCACAGACCCUGUAAGCUAUCCUCCAAUCAUUGUGUUCUGUUAUCUGGCCUGCCUCGGUGGCAGACACUGUGAAAACCAGAGCAGGCUUUGCUAAGACGGGGCUUGACUGAAUGUUUUAGCAAUUGUCAUGAUUGCAGUGAGUGCUUUCUUUUAGGAUUUGGAAAAUAUCACAUAUCUAUUGCCAUUCUCAAGCCCCCUCUCUCUCGAGCUGAACUUGUACAUGCUUGUAUUAUCUCACCAUGUUGAUUCUCUGUACAGAGAAACUAGCUGGUGGCUGGUAAUCGAAACUAAUAUUUCAUAGAGAAAUGAAAAUACAGGCUCAUAGGUUUUAAGUUUAGUUUCUGGGUCCUCUUGGCUAUUGAUGUGUUCUUCUCUUUUAUCAAAGGGUUUCUUUUAAACCACGGCAAAGCUACUAACCAGUGACUGUUAGGCAUCUGUACACUGCGACUUGCCUUUGCGUAUUGGUACCUGCUUUAGGCUAUCUAGACUUCUUCCUAUUUAUAUUCAAACUGACUGCAUGAACAUAGGCUCUGGAAUAUUUCCAAGCAUCUUUAAAUCUUCCUCUUUUUUUUUUUUUUUUUUUCCUUUUUUGUAAUUUCAUGUUGAUUUAUUUAUUCAUUGUGUAGCCCCCGACCCCCCAACCCAAACCACUGGGGCUUGUGUCACAGAGAAACAGGCCCCAAAUCUCUGCUCUCUCAGCUUUAAGAAGUGUUAACUCCAACAGUGGUCUUUUUUUUUUUUUUUUUUUUUUUUUUUUUUUUUAAUCCUUGAUAGCCACAUUCAUGAAAGAGUAGCAUCUGUUUUUGUGUUUUUCUUUCUCCCAAUUUCUCCAUUUUCUUGCCAUUUUACCACUAAGUCUGUGGUCAACUUAAGCUACACUAAUAACAAGACUGACUUUUGCAUAGUUCUAUUUUUUACAGAAAAACAAAAUGAUACUCGCACAUUAUCUUGAUUUACGGGAGGGUUUUUUUUUUUUGCAGUGUUUUUUUUUUUCUUAUCAUUAACCCCCGUCAAUCCCCCACACAAGGCUGCACUCUCUGGUCAGUAUGUAAAUAUGUACCAUCAUGACUGUGCCAGUCAUAUUGUAUGUAGUUCCACCCAGUGAGAUACCAACUCUGUUUCAACACAUGCCGAUUGACGUGCAUUAUGGGCCACGUUGGCCAAUCGACCACCACAUCCGGAGGCUAAAAUAAUAUGUAAAGAGAGCGGUCGGCUUUCUCCCACCUCAAUGUGAAUUCCAUGGGUAUACAGCAGUAUUGUAGUAGUCUAGAUUGUUCAUCAGAAAAGGGUGUUUCACGAACACUGUAGCCAUCGCUGAAUGCUGACAUUAAAAGUGAUCGUCUGUGGAAAGUGUCUUAAGCCAUCUUCCAUGAUGCCCAACUAAGAUUAGUAACUACAGGUUCAAUAAGACCCUCGAUGUAGAUGUUAUUUUUUUCGCCCCUCCCUCUCCUAAUCAAAAAGUGUUUCACUUUCUAGCUAGUGGAUUGUAUCACAUUCAUUGUUUUUGUUUUACGGAGUUGUAUUGGUAGACUGCAAUGUGGACUGAAAAGCAUGGAAUUAGUGUGAGGUUAAACUCUGUGUAAAACAUGUGACUGUUGCAUGAUUUUAAACUUGCAAGGUGUGCCAACUGAUGGAGAAUCUGAAGAUGAUUUACUCCUUUUUUUGGGGGGUGGUCCUACGAGAAAGCAAGAUGGAUAUAUAACCCCUUAAUUGGACGAAUACUCAAUUUUUAUUCAAUUCAGUUUUUAUGAUUUUCACCCUGCUUCUAAAGUCCCGGGUCUUCAGUAUAUAAACCGAUAUAUUGCUGACUGUUUGAACUGGAAACUUGGUGUAGGAUAUGAAACGUGGUGUAGUUUAAACCCAAUGGGAUAAUGUGUUGUAAGCUGCUUGGUUGGACAUGGGCAUCUAGAUACAGAACUGCGUAAUUGUACAGAUGAAAAACACGUUUGUAUAAAAAACAUAUUUUUCUACUUCAUCAGAUCUCUACAUGCAUGUCAGCAAUAAACUUUGAUAUGGAAACAUUAAA
Messenger RNA from Larimichthys crocea (large yellow croaker), 5202 nucleotides. It is a transcript of the gene stk40, whose product is annotated as serine/threonine kinase 40. NCBI's taxonomy places the organism in Eukaryota, Metazoa, Chordata, Actinopteri, Sciaenidae. Gene Ontology annotation, molecular function: protein kinase activity; ATP binding. Bases 443 to 1753 code for a protein of 436 amino acids. Gene Ontology annotation, biological process: protein phosphorylation. The transcript has 11 exons. The record is from RefSeq and is a predicted model, not a curated record.